AUGGCGACCAAGCCAGUCAAGUCCCUCGAGUCCGAGGAGCAGCGUCUGCACCGCAUUCGCAUCACCCUGAGCAGCCGUGACGUCAAAGCACUGGAGAAGGUCUGCACUGAUCUGGUGACCGGUGCCAAGGCGAAGGAGUUGAAAGUUGCCGGUCCGGUCCGCCUCCCGACGAAGAUCCUCCGCCUGAUGGUGCGCAAGUCGCCGUGCGGCGAAGGUACCAACACCUUCGAUCGCUGGGAGAUGCGAAUCCACAAGCGCCUGAUUGAUCUGCACUCCCCCUCGGAUGUGGUGAAGCAGAUCACCUCUAUCUCUAUCGAGCCCGGUGUGGAAGUCGAAGUCACCAUCGCAGACUUGUGA
Messenger RNA from Symbiodinium sp. CCMP2592, 357 nucleotides. Lineage: Eukaryota; Dinophyceae; Suessiales; Symbiodiniaceae. The record is from the annotation of a GenBank genome assembly.